Molecule: messenger RNA, 6561 nt
Organism: Cloeon dipterum
Lineage: Eukaryota; Metazoa; Arthropoda; Insecta; Ephemeroptera; Baetidae
Product: HEAT repeat containing 1 homolog l(2)k09022
Exons: 31
Coding region: 177-6518 (2113 amino acids)
Biological process (GO): positive regulation of transcription by RNA polymerase I; maturation of SSU-rRNA from tricistronic rRNA transcript (SSU-rRNA, 5.8S rRNA, LSU-rRNA)
Cellular component (GO): 90S preribosome; t-UTP complex; small-subunit processome
Molecular function (GO): snoRNA binding
Source: RefSeq, a predicted model, not a curated record
GAAGAGGUGAAUAAUGAAGAACACGUGCAAUCUAAUACAGAUUUGACCGGCUUCGUUUCCAAACAUCUCUUUUACUUUGAUGAUUUCAGUUUUGAUGAAUAUCGAUUGGGCCUAUCAACCACCGCAAUUCCGUGCCUGAAGUUCUGCUGUUAUACAGGCAACGAAAAAACCUUAAAAUGUCAACGUCUUUAGCUCAGCAGCUGCAAAAGCUGCAAGCACCUCAGACGGAACAGUCUGUUGAAUCCAGGAAGGUUCUAUCAAUCCUGUUUGAUACGCACACGGCCGAACAACUCACGCUUGACAAAGCCUUUCAACUAGGUGUGCAAGGAAUCAAAGAGCUGCAAACUUUGUACCCCCGGUUCAAAAUAUUUGAGGAUUUACUAUUCCGCGAGUCCAGCAAGAGCAUUCAGAGGGCUGUUGAAACGUCAGAUUUUAACGAAAAACUGGAUGCAGAGGUGAAGAAGUUCUUGUUCAUGGUGUCACCUCAUCUUGCAUUGAAACCAGCGCUGCAGGCGCUCGAGUGGCUUGUGCACAGAUUCCAAAUUGGAGAGUACUGCCCUGAUGACUUGAUCAUGUGCGCCUUGCCGUACCACAACACUCCUACCUUUUGCUUGAUUCUCCGUGCCAUCCCGGAAAUAAAAAAGGAGAAUUCCUCAUGGAGCUGGCUCAAGCCUGUCCUCAAUAGUGGAACACCGUUGGAUGUUCACACUGUUCACCGGAUGGCUGGAAAGCAACUUCAUUUCCUCCGCAUGAUCUUGCAGUACACUGUUGACGCACACAAGGAUUGUGCUUUAGGCGAUUCUUCUCGUCUGCAAAUUCAAUUUGCAUUCUCUGCAUCAACGAUUCUUGGAGUCAUGGCAAUGUUGAAGCAGGAUUUCAACCAGCAGCAACUGGCCUGCAUGGUCCCUUACCUUCAUAUUGGGCUUUCUUCGGCGUCUCCUCCAUUUCUAGCCAGCUGCCUUGCUGUGAUUAGUCACCUGGUCGCCAGCUAUCCGAUUUCAGAAACUCUUACCUUAGAGUUGAUAACGCACUUGACUAUGACAAAAAUUGAUUUGCUGAAAUACGAUGCUUUGUCAGUUGUUUUCUUGCUGAUGACUUCUCAAACUCGUAUUGUUGGCACAUCGCCCAAACUUACCACUUUCAUUACCACUCAAUUUGCCACCAUGAGCAAUUUUGUUGGCAACUUUGAAAGAUUUCAUGAGGAACACAAGACACUUAAUCUGGUACCGUUUUUGGUUCCACUCCUGCAAUCUGCGUUGGGAGACUGCAGAAAUGAAGGCAUCUUCUUCAUCAAAGGAGUUGACCAGUUUUUGAUCAAAUUGCUUCAAAAUCUGAUUCUUGAUGAAGAUCAAGCAGCCACUGUCAUCAGAAUGAUCUUUGAGCACCUUCCAGAAAACACAAGCAAUAUUGCAGAAAUCCGAUGGUUUGGUGACAUUUGUCAAAUUUUGGAGUCUCGAUACCCCUCAGCAUUUGACUCGGUGGCAAAAGAUGUUUUGUCUAAGGACACUGACCUGAAAGAAACCUUCCACGUGGUCAUUUCUCACAAAGGCUUAAAAGGAGAGGAUGGUGUACUGACUGUGCAGGGCAUUUGUCUUCAGUUGGUGCACCCUGAAGAGGCAAUCAGAGCUUCUGCAGUCAGGACUGCCGCCAAGUUUACCAAGAAUGCCAAGGAAAUGGAUAGGAUAAUGCUGCAAAGCUACUUACGUGACCGUCUGAGAGAUGACAGCAUGCAGGUGGUGUGCGCGGUGCUUACACUAAAAAGUUUCUGCAAGGUUAUUUCUCCAAAAGAGGAGCUGUUUGAUUUGCUUUUGGACCUGCUGGAGUAUGCAAAACAAAACAAAUGGAAUCUGAAAGCCGUUGCUUACCUUGUGGCGCAUGUUGGAAACGCUGUUCCGGAGAAUGCUUCUGAGUUGAAAAAGACACUGACAAUUUUAUCAGCCAUGUCCCACGCAGCUCACCAUCCAGAAGUUAUGACCAUUUUUGCUGAUACAAAGUUUGGCUGCGACUCGACCAUGAUCAAAGACAUUAAAAAGGGCAUUGACAAGAGUGACUCUGUGCAAACUCAGCAUGUUUCUGCCAUUUUUGAUGUGGUAAAGAAGGUGUGGAAGAGUUGCCCGCUGGACUUUGCUGACAUUGUGAAAGAACGCUUGAAGAAUAAAAAUUUGAAUGCCCUUGACUUGUAUCUUCUCUCUCUGCUGCUGCAGGGGGUGGCUGUGAAUGCUAACACUGCCCUGCACAAAUCUGAUUGCUUCCAAAUGGCACUGCAGAUCAGGAGCAGAGCUAAAGUUGUGAUUCCCAAGAACCCCAGCUUUCCACCUAAAAACAAGGCCGAGCUGCUUUCAUUGCAGCACAACAAUCUCGUGAAGAAUAACCUCUUUCCCAUUCAUGCGUUCACGGACAUCAUUACUGCUUUGGUGCGUGAGCCGAUGACUUCAUUUGUCUCACAGAUUGCAGACUCUCUCCAGCAGAGCCUUUCAAGUCUGAUCCCAAAUGAAGGCGAUGGAUCUCAAUCGCACAAGGAUUCUCAGAUCUUGAAGUGGCCCACCCAGAGCAAAGAUAAUGAAGAUGGUGAAUAUCUGAAGCUCUCUAUCUCCAUCAUGGCCACACUUCUUGAAUUGUGCUCUAAAGUUGAGCGAUCCGAUGAGGAGCAGUCGCACAUGAUUGCCCUUAGGACUUUUGUAAUGUCAAAUUUCAGUGGAUUUGAAAGCCAGCUGCACUUCUUGAGUAUCAUGUGGAGUCAGCCAAAUUUGCAGAUUGAGGAUCGAAUGCGGGCUGUUAUUUUCGCAACGUCAAUUGUGAAGCUACACCAGAAUGUUAAGACUAACAUCACACAACUUCACCCUGACAACUGCUUCGUGCCUGCGCUGUUGAGUGCACUUUGCAAUCCUGAAAAGUACUUCAGGCAAGUGGUGGUGUCUCUCCUGCUGGAACUGGUCAAGUUAAGACCAGCAGACAUAUCAAAAUCCUACCAUCCACUGAUUGAUCACAUUGCUCAGCAAUCAGAUGAAAUGAUCCAGAACUGCGACCAAUUGGGCGUUGCUCUGUUUUCUGCGUUGACUGAGGAUGAUUCAGUGCAAAAUUUAGGUGGCAAUCCGAACAUGAAUUUUGCCAAGAACAUCAGAAAGUGUCUUUUUGAGCAUGCUAAGCUGUCCACCACUCCCAGAUACAUUACUGCAGCAGUGCUUAGGGCACUUAACUACGUCAAGUCACAGGAGUGUUUGCAAGCUGUCAUUCCACUCGCAGAUCGGCUACUUACAGAGAGCCAUGUGGAGGAAGGCUUGGAUGAAGCUGACUUUGAAAUUUUAAGAUUAAUCUUAAAAAGAAUUGAUGAGAACACUGCUGAGAAGCUGCUCAACUCGAAAGAAGGGUGGAAUUUGAUGGAAAGGUUCUUGGCAAGCAGACUGGUUCAUGAUGACCAGCCAAUCGCCCUCUGCGCGGUGUCUGUUAUAUCCAGAGAACUGUUUGAAAGUCUGAGCCCAAAACAAAGAUCCGAACUAACACAUCUGCUGGUGCAAGUGAAUGGCGAAAUCUCCAAUCUGAAAGCCACAGUUGCAACAGUUCUACGAAAACUUCCUCUUGAAGGAGAUCUGGUUGCUGAGGAACUUAAAUUGAUGAUUGGUCAAGCAAAAUCAGCACCCACUAGGACAACCAGGAUGAAAGUUGCUUCAACGGAAGCAGCUGCUGCAAAGGCCACUACCAGUGAAAAUUGGUCCCAUGGUACUGUUAUGCUUGAAGCCCUUUCUGACAAGAAGGCUAUGAAAAACGCUCAUUUGGUGGUUCCUGUUUUGUUCGACAUUUUGAAAAUAUGCUUGGAAAGUGUGGAUGAUCAAGAAUACGUAAAACAGCUCACUUUGACUAGUUUAAACAUACUUCUUGCUGUAAGUGAAGCAAAAGGAAACACUUGUGCUCUGGAUAUUGAGUUGAUUGUGAACAGCCUCAAAUCAACUACGAAUCCCCGCACUCAGAGAGAGACUCUAAUCCUUCUAUGCCACACUGCACAUCUUGUGCCGGACAACCUGAUGCACCAUUUGGUCAGCAUCUUCACUUUUGUAGGGUCCCUUGUUUUGCGACAUGAUGACGAGUACAGCUUGCAAAUCAUUACUCAAGUUAUCAAGAAAGUGGUGCCUGCAGUCCUAAAAAGCAAAGGACAGUCAAGCGGCUUGGAGAACAUUUUGCGCGUGUUUUCUGACGCACUUCCCGACAUUCCAAGCCAUAGGCGCAUUUUGGUAUUUGAUGAACUCAUGUCGACAGUUGGCUGGGAACAUCUGUGGCUCUUCUUGGUGUUGGUUUUUGAGAGCCAAUCCUACACCAAACAAACGGACAAUCGCAGACUCGACUGCGCUCUGGAAGCCGCCAAAAUUUGUCAGCUGCCGGUUUUGUUGAAAAUGCUUCACAACAUUUUCCAAUAUAUCUCUGUGCUAACCGAUAUACAAUACAACCAGGAAAAGCAAGUCAUCAAUGCAUUGGAUAUUAAACUUAAAUUAGACAAACUGAAUGCAGCUAAUUUGACUAAUCCCUGCUCAAAGCCAGCUGCAGAUGUUCGCAAAUUCCAGAUCAUGGCUUUGGAUUUCAUGUCCAAUUUGCUGAGCAUCAAGUCCUCUGCUCACAAGGGUCUACGCCCGACAGAUAAGUUGGAUCCUCAAUUGGAGCAACUGUACCGGUUGUUGAUGGACUGCCUCAUGGGUUAUCUGUUGACAUUGAGCCACAAAGAAGCGUCAGACAAAACGCACGCCAAGUUCUGGUCCUGCCUCCUUUUGCAAGGCUAUUCGGUUCUCAACAAACUGAACAUGCUUUUGCCACUGGCGCAUUUUGUGGCCGUGGUGCAGGGUGUGCUGACUAGCACUAGUGCGCUGGACUCAGUGAAAAGCAAAACUCUGGAACUCCUUGGCGCGAAACUUCAGCUGCUUAACAAUGCAUCUGGCGUUGAAAUGUUAGAAUUACUUCCCAUGAUAAAUGUGUGUCAAGAGUUGGUGACUCACGCUGACUCAAGCAUCGCCUGCAAAUCACUCUUCUGCUUGCGUCUUUUGAUCAGCUUGAUUGGUUCCGAAAAUCUCUCCUCUCAAUUGGACAUCCUGAAAAAGUUGCUCCUGACUUUGAUCAACUUGGCAAAAAAGAUUUCGUCCAAGGCAGAUUAUCCUGUUAUGGCUAAUUUGCUACUCUGCUUAGCCGAAAUGACAGUAGUUGUCAAGGUGCACAUGCUGAAUGUGCUACCGACUCUGAUUCCUUUGACACUGGAAACAGCAAAACAAGCCAGGGAACUGGAAGAGGAUCAAAGUGAUGUCGUUCUGCUUGCCAGCCUAGCACUUCUGCAGCGCCUCAUUGAGACUCUGCCGCAGUUCUUGAGCUCAUUUUUGCAGUCGAUUUUGUUUGAAGUCUGCCAGGUUUCCACAAUCAAAGAAGAUCGUUUGUCUAUCAAGGCAUUUCUGGCACUUGAGCAUAGAAUAGAGAAAAUUAGAGGUCUUCUGAGCAGUAAAAUUUCCUUGCGGGUCCUACUUCAACCCGUUCACGAUGCUUUCAAUGAGCUAACCAAAAGUUCUGACACAAUGAAAGCUGUUAAGCCCCUAAUGGCUGUUUUAACGGCCAAGUUUGAAAGUAUGGGCUCAGCUGAAUUUUCGGGCUACAUUGCGGACCUUACAACAUUUUUCUUGGACGUACUUGAACUCCGAUCUCGCUGGGAGUCGCUCGAUGAUGUUGAAAUGAAUAAAGAAAGACGCCUAGUUGUGAGCAAUGCUGAGGAGGAGGUUAUAUCCGCACUUGUGACUUUCGUUUUGAAACUUCAAGAGCCGGUGUUCAAGCCAUUCUUCUUCAAGCUUUUUAACUGGUGUCGCGAGGCCCAGCAAGAACUUGCCCAUAGAAGUCGUUGCAUCAGUUUCUACCGGGUGACAACGUCGUUGGCCAACAAACUGAAGGGAUUGUUCACAAUAUUUGUGCCCAUUUACAUCCAGCAAGCUGCUGAACUGCUAAGAAUCUGCCAAGAGAGCUCCAACGAAUCUCUUGGAAACAAAAAGGCAGAAUCAUUCUUUGGGCCUUAUGAGCAGGAUCUCACUCUCCUGCUUUUGGAGUGGGUGCUGAAGAACCUUCUGGAGGUUUUCACUCAAGACAGACAAAGAUUUGUCAAACAAGAGACCUUUGACUUGAUCAUGCAGCCUUUGGUGGAUCAGCUUGAUAACCUGAUUGGAGGUGAAGAGGCAUAUCUGGCAAGAGGGAAAGAACUGGUCAGUCCAUGUCUUUCGCAAUUCGCCAGAUGCAUGCAGGAUGACAUUCUAUGGAAACAGCUGCAUUAUCAAAUUCUCCUUAAGACUAGGAGCAACACUACUAAGGUUCGACUCGUGGCCAUUGAGGCGAUACAGACCUUUGCGGAAGUGCUACGGGAGGACCUGUUGCCUUUGCUUCCGGAAGCUAUUCCCUUCAUUGCCGAGCUCUUGGAAGAUGAAGACCCAGAAGUGGAAAAACGGACGCAAGAGGUGGCCAGAGAACUCGAGAAGAUUCUAGGAGAGCCACUUAGCAAGUACUUUUAAUCACUUGUCGUUCAAUAAACGUUUGAUUCUUUAAAGUUAAAUA